Mycetomoellerius zeteki is the source of this 1749-nucleotide messenger RNA. Its product is annotated as forkhead box protein G1. Gene Ontology annotation, biological process: regulation of transcription by RNA polymerase II. Gene Ontology annotation, molecular function: sequence-specific double-stranded DNA binding; DNA-binding transcription factor activity. Bases 283 to 1551 code for a protein of 422 amino acids. Gene Ontology annotation, cellular component: nucleus. Lineage: Eukaryota; Metazoa; Arthropoda; Insecta; Hymenoptera; Formicidae. The record is from RefSeq and is a predicted model, not a curated record. The transcript has a single exon.
CUCUCGGUGAGAGCGUUUUAACGUUCACGUUGCUCGCAGCUGAGAAGAGAUAGGGCUCAUAACGAACGGUGUGCGUAAAAAGGAAAAAAAUAAAACAAAGGAGAAAGAAAAGCAACGUCGUUUUCGGGAUGUGUUGUGUAGUUGAAUAAGAAGAAAAUGUAGAAACGAAAUAGAAAUUGAGUGAACGUAUACAUGUGACCAGGUACGGUGCGAUUACGUGCUAAUUGAUUUGGAAGUGCGAGAGCGAAAAGUACGGUGUUACGGCGCAAAAACGUUUGAAAUAUGGUGAAUAUGGAGGGUUCGGGGGAGCAGCAUACCGUGACAGCUUCGCCGCCGCCACGGGCUGCCCUGAAGAGCAACUUUAGCAUCCGCAGUAUCUUGCCUGAAGCAUGUGCCGGGACUCCCGCGCCGUCGGUCAGUCAGUCGGAUUUGUCCGACAUAGGUCCCGCCGACGACAGCGAUGAUUGCAGUGAUCUCGAUGUUACCGGUGGUGGUGCGGAAACGCCGCCCUUGGACUGUUCCACGAGCGCAACGUCCGUCAGUCCGAUGAGCCAAAAGGAUUCGAAAGAACAGACGGAGGAUAAAAAGAAGGCGGAGAAACCGCCAUACAGCUAUAAUGCGCUAAUCAUGAUGGCUAUCCGACAAAGUCCCGAAAAGCGACUCACCUUGAACGGCAUUUAUGAGUACAUAAUGCGCCACUUUCCAUACUACGAAAAUAAUAAGCAAGGUUGGCAGAACUCCAUUCGGCACAAUCUGUCUCUGAACAAGUGUUUCGUCAAGGUACCUCGCCACUAUGACGAUCCGGGAAAAGGCAACUACUGGAUGCUGGACCCAAGCUCCGAGGACGUGUUCAUCGGAGGUGCCACGGGAAAACUUCGGCGUAGAACUACGGCGGCUUCCAGAUCCCGACUGGCGGCCUUUAAGAGAAGCGUGGUACUCGGCGGUCUUUAUCCGUCACCUUACGCACCACCGGGAUGGCCGACGUCGCUCUACGCUCUACCUUCGUCACUUUGUCUUCAUCGCGCCGUUGCGUAUCCUCCAGUGACCGCCGGCUCUUAUACCACCCCCGCCGGGUAUCCGGCCAGUUUGCUGCCAGGCGCGGCGACCACAUCAUCGGCUACAAGCUUGCCUUGCAAACCGCAACCUCUCCCAGCAACGGCGGCACCUUCGACUCAUGGAGCGUUCUCCGUGGAAAGGUUACUGCAAGCACCUACUGGGUAUCCUGGCGGCAUCAGCAUUCCGACGUCUGGAAUCUCGCCUACGGGAAAUCCUUACCAGGAUUUCUAUAGUACCCUACGAUCUAUUACGAUACCACCGAUACCAGCAUCAAUAUUCCAUCAACAAUCCAGAUAUCAUCUCGGUCAAACACCUCAAGUUCUAAGUCAACCUCCCUCUAGUACGGCUUCGCCUGGAAGUAGUCCGGAACCAAUGGAUCCGCAUUCGCCACCAGUUACCGUUUGCAAUUCUGUCCAGCCGUCGAGACCGCUUCCUCACAGUCCGCCGCAACUCCUUCUAAAGCCCAUCACGGUUCUCACUGGCCGACAAAGCUGAAUUGCGAUCUAAUCGUAAUCUUCAAAAACGCCCGUCUCCAAGAAGUACAGCACGAUCUCACCCCCUGCAUGUAAAAAUUCUGUCAUUUCGUCAAAUCUUAUAGAUAUAAAUGUAGUCAUUGAAACUCUUGAUGAAUUUAGCUGGACUAAAUUUCCUCUCAAGUUUAUAAAUUUGUUUUUUUGUAUCAUUAACAGCGUG